GUGUGAUCAGAUCAAUCGGAGAUCCAACUUAUUAUUUGUUUUUUGGUUUUGCAAGCAGAAUUCAAUAAAAAGUAGUCUUUUCAUGGGUUCGUUAUAUGAAUAAAGAAACUGGUUUUCUUUAUUCAACAAUACAAACAUUCCGGAUGAAAUUUGGCCACGAAAGGUUAUAGAUUUCUCGCAAUUAGAUACGAGUGAUAGUGUGCAUAAAAUAGUGCGUAUAGAAUUGAAAAUCAUAAAUUAUGAUAUGAUGUUGAAUAUUUGAUUUCACACAUCGACAGCACUUCAUGUAUCACGCCCUUAUCAAAUUCACCAGUGCUAUUAUCAUAUUUGAACAAUAUAUUAUCGUUGGCGAUUUUUCCAUUUUCGAAAUAAUUAACAGUGUAUCGCUCAGAAAAGCAUUUAUAAUUUGCUCACUUCUAAGAAAAACGCGAAGCUCAGUUGUUUUCGAGUUUUUCAUUCAAUUUUUUCGAGAAAUGGGAUUUGUGAUCAUUAUUAUUGCAUCAGCUUUUAAAUGAAAAAUGAUGACGGAAUUUCGAUUAACAGGAAACGAGCGGAAGCAGAAUGAUGGUAGAUGUAGGUCAAAGAACGAGUGGAAAAAAUGCAAAAGAAGCAAAGCUACAAAGAAAAAGGAUAAAAAGAAGCUCGACCUCAGUGGCGAUUUAAGUUCUCCUGGACCACCGGAGAUCGAUUUGCCCAGCAAUGCAUCCGCUUUCGCUGUAUUUGCUCGAGUCAGGAGUUCUGUUCUUGAUAAACAUGCAAGAAGUAGUAGCGAAGCUUUUAGGGUUUCAAACUGCAGUUCUCCUCCUCCGCCUGAGCUCAGUGACACUAUCGACUCUGAUAGUGAGGACGAGGACCGGAUAUCAUCGGCGCAGAGUUUACCAAAGAUUGUGGGCAUCGGUCUGAGAAGUGUUUUUACACUUAUGAGAGAGAGUAGAUCGGUAGAGCCAGUUUUGUGUACCAAAGCCCUUUCUGCGUUGCUGGACGUUCUUCAGGGACAACUUCCUGAAGGACUCAAGUCCGAACCUGAUGAUGUUAUAGAUCCAUUAUUCGAUCUGCUGCUGGAUCUGGCAACUUCGCACGGUCCAGAGUCAACAGUUGCUAAUGAUGGCAGUCACUUGACAGCUGUUGCUUGUGCCUGUCUCUUAAGUCUGGUAGUUGUUAGAGGUGAUACUGGAAGAUUACUCGCUGCUAUAGCUGCUUUAUUAAUGUGCCCUAGAGCUCUUGCAGCUCAAAAUAUUCAGAUGCCAUUUGUCCUGAUCUCACUACAACGUAGCGUCGAAGCAAUAUUGCUUGGUAAGCUUGCCCGACCCGAUUGGAUAACAUAUGGAGUUCCUAAAAGUUCCAAGAUUUACACGUUCAAAUUACAUCUUCCAAACGAGAUGAAUAAUCUCGUUAUGAAUGGACGUAGUUUUGUCAGUGAUGGAAAAUAUCUUUAUCUUCACACGAAUCGUGGACUGUUGAAAAUCGGUAGUGGAUACGGUGGCACGAUCGGUGGUCAGUUGUACUCUCACAAAGCUGAUUUUUAUCCUAAUGAGAUUGGAUGGCUCGGUUACGCUAAUAAUUCGUUGUAUUUCAAAUGUUCUCCGAGAAAACAGUGCGAACUGUUAGAGCUCGAUGCUGAGAAUUUGGCAGUAAGAGGAAUAGCGGUGCUCGAAGGUCGCGAUUGGCUCUCUUCUGUGAUGUUUUCGGACGGUGAUAAUUUGGGAAUGAUCACUGCUGGGAAAGAUGAAGGUUUUGUCGUUCGUACGAUAAAUACUUUGAGCAAUCCCGUGACCGUAACGUCAGAAUUGCCCUUGAAAUUGGCAAGAAAGUGCGUCGACGUAUUUGGCUGGGCGAAUUUCGAUGAGGAACAAACUGCGCAUACCUUGAGUUCCGGUUGCGACGACGAAGUGGCGAUGGUAAUCGCUGGCAAAGAAUUUAGUCUGUUGAAAACAAUGUCAGGAAAAAUAUUGUAUACUGGAAAAGGAAGUUGUUUAGGAAUGAAAAGUAAUACGAGGCCGAACAGAUGGCUUGAACUGCCUUUAAACGAAAGCUCGAAAGUUUCGCAAUUCGUGGCUGGACACGACGGUCAACAUGUUAUUUUCGUGAUGGAUGACGGAUCGGUAUUGUUCGCUGGGACAGCGAGACGGGGCGAGGACGGUGAUAGCUGCAAAGUACGCAGACCACCAAAGCCCGCGAAACCAAAGAAAAUGUUUAAAGCCGAUGGCCACUACGUCAUCGAAGCUGCGUGCAACAAUGGCUCAACCGCUCUCGUCACUAAAGAAGGAGCUUUGUUGAUGUUUGGCAAAGAUACACUGCACAGCGAUCCGAAUACCGGUUUAGUCACUGAACUCAAAGACGUCUCGAUCCAGCAUGUUGCUUUAGGAAAAGCUCACGCUGCUGUUCUCACCAACAAAGGACAACUCUAUACUUUUGGAAUUAAUAACAAGGGACAGUGCGGACGAGAUUUUACAGCUGUCAGGCCAGCCCACAAAGAAGUGACGGUUGUUGCGAUGGAAACAGGAACAGGGGAGGACGAACUAAUCGUCGCCGAGGAUGAAGGAGAUCCUGGUGAAGAGUGGGAUGAAGGUAGAGGAAUGUGUUCUCCGGGACAACAUCAAUGGAGACGUCGCGUUUGCAUGGUUUGCACCGUGUGCCGAGAAUGUACAGGCUACGGAAUGGUUUGCUUGAACAGUACACUUCCGGGUCGGAAUUCGAAACGUCGUCCUGGACAAGAAUGCGGUUGCGGCGAAGGAGACAGUGGUUGUGCCGAGUGCGGAUGUUGCAGCGAGUGCGCCCGUAAGAAUUGCGACAACGGCAGCGAUAUGGCAGUUUUUGGACCAUCGGGAGGUGGAGAUUUAGGCAUGAUGAGAUUGCACAUGAUGUUUGAAGGAAGACCCGGUUCGAAUAUCAGAGACUAUUUGAGGCGACGAUUGGAAGAGAGAAAACAGCGACAGAGAAGCAAAGCUGGGCCCAGCGCUGUUAAAUGGGGAAUAAAGAUCAAGGGAUCCAACAAUCAGCGACCUGUAGGCCCCAGCGUCGUCGUACAAAAAGGAGCUUCCGGAAAAGCUGCACUCGGACUCGGCAAUAAUCUUCUCACGGACGAAGUUGUUGGGGGCAGUGACGUUGAACGUGGCGAUGCAACGAGAAUUGCGAGCAUUCCACCCGCCAAAGUUCCCAUUCCGAGCGAUAGUCCCGUCGUUCAAGUUUCCUGUGGUCUGCAUCACACCGUUAUACUUUUGCAAAAUGGUGAAGUGUACAGUUUUGGUAGCAAUAUUUACGGUCAACUGGGUAUUGGCGAUCUAAUUGCUCACGCUGGCCCUGUACAAGUUAAAUUGCCCAGCAUUGCCACUCAAGUUGCUGCAGGUAGCAAUCACACUGUCGUCCUCACAGGAAAAGGAGAGGUUUACACUUUCGGCGCUUAUCAAAAAGGACAGUUGGGCAUGAAGUGGUGGAAUGGUCAGAACGAGUCAUCGAAAACUACGCCACAAGGGAAUCGACGAUCGGAAAGAUCCCAGCCGUGGCACAGUUUUCCGAACGUCGUUCCCAAUAUUGGUCCAAAGUGGGGCAGACGUGCUACCUGGAUUGGUGCAUCUGGGGAUCAAACUUACGUGAAAAUCGAUGAGAUUAAUUCUAUAAGUUUAACCAAGAGCACUGUAAUGGCAAAUAAAAAUUGCAUUGUACUCAUACCUCACCAAAACGAGCACGUAAAUUCCUUCAAGUGUCUCGUAAUAAACAAAAGAGACGGAAGUUGCAACAGUUUCAGUGGCAACGAUCAAGUAGAUUUCGCACAUUCAGCGGCGUGUCUGGAUUCGCUUUACAACGUCAUAUGGACGUACAAUUCAACGACGAGUGAAAUAAGUCCGCACAACAUAAUAUCGACGGAAGCUCGUACGAUUGCGGAUUUGGAUGCCUCGAUACUGAGUCCAGGAUUGGCACUUCCGGUGGUUCAAAAUUGUUUUGUAACGCGUACACAAGCAGCGAUGCAUUUAUUGGGUUGCUUGGACACUUUGACGCAAGCGCAGGACGAAAAGCUGACGAUAGUGGAAGAAAACGAGUGUACUAAUUCGACUCACGACAAAAUUUACAGUCGAGAAGAUUAUUCGACCGUGAGUAGAUUUGAGAAUCACGGGGGAGGUUGGGGCUACUCGGGUCAUUCGGUUGAGGCGAUAAGAUUCAUGGCAGACACGGAUAUUUUGCUCGGUGGUUACGGGCUGUUUGGUGGUCGCGGCGAAUACACCGCCAAAAUAAAGCUCUUCGAUCUCGGGCUAGCCGGCGAUUAUCACGAAAACGAUGGCAUUUUGCUUGCGGGAACCGAAGAAAUUCCCUACGAGUGCGAGCCUCGGCAAAAAUACUCAAUUCUCUUCGACGAACCGAUAGCCUUGCAAGCGAAUCGUUGGUACGUUGCCUGUGCUCACGUCAGCGGCCCUGCGAGCGAUUGCGGUGCUGGCGGUCAGAGCAUGGUCACCACCGAGGAUCAAGUCAUCUUCCACUUCAAAUCGUCGAAAAUGUCGAACAACGGGACCGAUGUCAACGCCGGACAAAUCCCUCAGUUGCUCUAUAGAAUCGUGACCCCUGAAACGCAAUCGCCCAAUCGGCAGAGAGAUCAGUCCGAACCUGUGUACGUAAUACGUCGCGAAUUUAGCCGCGCCGUCACCAAAGAAUGCUUCCAAUCUUUAAUAUCUCUUUUGCAAUGGAGCUGGAACACUCUCAAAGCUGGACUCUCCGACGCUUGCUCCAGAUUACCCACAACUUCGUUCCAUUCUGUUCUCGAAAUGGAACAUCUCGUUUACAUAAGCGAAGCCAGUCUGAGACUCCUGCGAACUUACACCAACGAGAUUUAUUCCAAUCAAACGGGCAAAAAAAGUCCCCCCGAGAGCGUCAGACUGGCCGAAUGCGUCGGCGAAGUUCGAGCUCUUCUACGACAAAUUCUCUCUGAUUCCGUACCCACGGGUCUGAGAAGCAAAGGGAAAACGAAAACGAGCAAGAGCGAUCGGAGCAUAGGCAACAAAAUGAUUUCCAUUAUUUUGGACGAGUGUCACAAAACUUUUGUCGCGUGUUACCACGCUUUUUAUCCAACCGCCUACUUGAAAUGGACAUCUUUGUGCGAACUGCUCUCGGAAAUCGACAAGGAACAGGGCGUUUCCAGCAAAGACCGAUUACUCUCGGCAGUUCUCGCCUCUCUGUGCAAUUCUAUGGUACGACUCCGUUGCACUUUUCCCAUUUUAUCGAACGUCAUGGAUAGCAGCGAUGGGAUUAAAAGGCAACUCAGCCCUUCCGACAAUUCCGGCUUGCCUAUGAUGAACUCUACCGAAGCUCACCAUUAUCCCAUUCUCGUUGAGCAAAUGAGCUACAAAUCGCAGAUAGAAAGCACCGGGAGGGAAACCCUCAAUUGGUCAUUUCGCGAGGUUCUCGAUCGGUUGCUCGAUCUCAUUCUCGUACCUGUUAAAAAAUCGCUCUGCCGGGAAAAAAGCUUGUCACUACCCAAUCUCAUCGUACACUGCUGCUACUUGCUCGCCAGAGUCAUCGCCGAAUUAGCUGCUCAAUCCAGCGGUAACGAGGACGAACUCCAAGCCGCUUGUGGACGAUUCAUGUACACAACUCCAUCCAGAUUCACCAGAACCAAUCAAACCAGAACCUGGAACACUGGCAACGGUUCUCCCGAUGCUAUUUGCUUCUCCGUCGAUAGAAGCGGAAUCGUCGUUGCUGGUGUUGGAAUUUACGGUGGUGCUGGUGUCUACAACUACGAACUCGAACUUCUCGACGAUCAAAAUAAUGCCGGGAACGAUCCGUCGCACACCCAACGUUGGAGUAGCCUCGAUUUCACGCGUGGUUCUUUCGGUCCGGACGAUUGUGUGAACGAUAUUGUGGAACUGAAAUUCAGCAAGCCGAUACCGAUAAAAGAGAAUGUUAAAUACGCGAUAAGACUGAAAAAUCAUGGUGGAAUAACGAGCAACGGUGACAACGGUUUGAGCGUGGUUCGAGGUCCGGAUGGUACAAAUUUCACCUUCACCGUUUGUUCUUUAAGUUUCAAUGGUACAACCCAAACACGAGGACAGAUACCGCACAUUUUGUACUACUCGAAUCCUCAGGAUUCUCAAAGUCCUCAAACGACCAAAGCCGUGGCUGAAUUACAAGCGAGAAAAUGUACGCUUGCCAUGACCACCACGAUCGUUCAACGGUCCAAUGAAAUUUUGGCACUCGCUCGUGAACGAUCCGAGGACCAUUUGACGAAUGAGAUUUUGGGAAACGCUGCUUUCGUCACGACCCUUUUGCCUCUUGUCAUGGCUCACAUUAGUCCACUCGCGACCUCUGAUCCAAGAAGCGGCGUGCAAGUUUUGACGUUAAUUCAAGAGAUGUUGCCCCACGUGGCCGGACUUAAUUUAUUAUCAACAAUGGGCAUGUCCCAAGUAUCACAGGAUAGCGAAGGUCAUUCGCACUUUCCAACGCCCGUAACUACGAGCCAUCAUUACACGUGGCUCGAGAGUGAGCAUCCUUAUAAACCGGCAACCGUCUCGCACUAUCGGGUUACUUUUCCCGAAACAGUCAAAUGGAUGACCGUCGAAUUUACACCCGAGUGCGGAACCGCCCAGCCGGAGGAUUAUCUGCAAAUUUACAUUCCAAACACAAUCGUUAAUCCAAAUAAUUCCGGGAACAAUUCAACUUCCGGCAUCGAAGAAACUUCAUUGUACCUGCCGGUGCUUCACAAAAUGAGCAACGUACCCAAUCAGUGGCCGCAAAAUGCCAUCGUCCUACCUGGCAACGAAAUCAUAUUUUCACUCGAAACAGCCUCCGAUUACAUGAAGGACGAUCUCUCCGUAACUUAUGGCUUUAAAUGUCUCAUCAUUGGCUACGACUGGAUUUCCUCUGGAAAUGGCCUCAAAAACCUCGAAACCGAACUCUCUUUUCUCGGGGGUGCAUGCGCCGCGAGUCUUAUGAAAAAGAAUCUCAGACUUCCCACCGUUACCAUGGAAGAAAUGGAGGAUAACGUGGAAGCUGCUCAGGAAACAGCGAAGAGGAUAUUUUCGGUACAUUCAGGGCUCCUUGGUCGUGGCUUCGCCCUCGCAGCUCCGCCGACCGUCACGCAGGCUCUCGAUGGCGUUCUCCCGUUCAGUUGUCACUCCAACGAACGUUUAUUCCUUCGGGACUUCGUUUCUUGUUCACCCGGUACAAGUGGCGGGCGAUUAGCCAGAUGGCUUCAACCGGACAAUUUCGUCGAUCCUUCAAAAUGCGAAGCCCUUUAUUCUCGGGAAGACAUGAAAUGCGGAUGGCCCGCCGUUGUCACUGUCCUCACGAGAGACCAGUAUGGGGAAGUUGUUCACGUUCCAGGACUGAGGGUCGAGGUAAAAGCUGUACCCAUCGACAAGAAAGACAUUUCGGAUUCCGAUCAAGGAAGAAAAAUUCGUCGCGUAUCGCAACCCGAUCCAAUGACUUUCGGUGGUCAUCCACAACCUAAUCUUGACGUACCAUACGAAGUCACCGUUAACAAUAAAAUGAGCUUCUACGCGAUAACGAUUAUGAAAGCAUAUCAGAAUUAUUCGUUCGAAGAACUGAGAUUCACUUCACCGGCUUUGAAAAGAUCAUCUGAGAGUAUGCUCGUCAGACCAAACGGCGAUGGAAGUUACAGCGCCAACUGGACACCCUCUUCUGUAGGAUGGUACUCUUUCAUGAUCAGCGUCGACGGAUACAGCAUGGAAGACAAUUACAAAGUGGAGGUUCGUGAACCGCCUCAAGGGAUGCAGCCACCGACUCAGAAUAUCGUGAAAAAAACUCAACACCAACCGAGCAAGCUUAGAAAAUUUGUAGCGAAAAAUAGCGCAGGUUUGAGAAUCCGAGCUCAUCCCUCGUUACAGAGUGAACAAAUUGGUAUUGUCGCUGUUCAUGGGACUGUAACAUUCGUUGAUAAGAUUGACAAUGAUGACGGAGUAUGGCUGAGGCUGAAUUCUGAGACAAUAAAAAAAUACUGCCACAGCAGUCAUUCAGAAGCAUGGUGUUUAGGUUACAAUCAACAUUUGGGUAAAACUCUAUUACUUCCGGUUGCUGAACCAAAAAGCAGCACCGAACAAACGAAGGAACAAACGAGCCUGAGAAAAAGGGCCGAAUUGAGCGAAGACGUCUAUCCUCGUUCCAGCAAGAGGAAGACAGUCACAGUCGAUGGUGGUAGAACGAUGAUUGUUAUAAAAUCUGGAGCUUCCGGACACAAUAUCAGAAGCAGACCGGCCUUGAAAUCUGCUGCAGUUGGAAUGCUCGCCAUCGGAGAUUCUCUCAACAUUCAGGAAUACUUGGUAAAUGGUGAGGGAACAUGGGUGAGAAUUGACGAGGAAUCAACUGGGAAAUAUUGCUUCAAUACCGAGGGCGAAGCUUGGUCAUUAGCAAUCAACAAACACGGUGUAGCAUACAUGAAAGUCGAUCAGGCUGAAACGAUAGAGAACGAUAUUGGGACGUUGGAUAAAAGGGCCGUAAACGGUGACAACAUAUUCGCAUCUGGUAACAUCAAAGGUUUUGACUUUUCGACACCGUCCGGGAGUCAAGAAGGUUUCAACUUUACAGCACCGAAUUUCGCGCCCGGCACAGCUGGAUCAGCGGACAGUGGCAACAACACGAAUCCCUUCGUUUUCGGCUCGUACAGUCAGCAUGGCUCACCAGGGAGUGACAAAAACGAAGUUUCCCCAAAAUUUACGAAACCACAUUCCAAGGAGCGGGUGGCAAAAGAACGAGAACGCGAGGGUGGUGGAAAAUUUAGUGUAUUACAAAAAUGGCUUCGAGGCGAUGAUAAAGGAGAAAAGAAAAGUUCACCCGGCAGAGAUUUUUCCGAAUUCGUUGGUGUGUCGGUGAAAGAAUUGGUCAAAGCGAUGGGAGAGAGUCGAGCGAACGGGAAUGGCGCCACGCCGCCGGAAACACCGCGUAGAUUGUCAAGAAGUUCCUCGCCGAAGAAUCCACAAGGUGGGUCACCAAGAUUUCUCAGCCGUUCGUCUAGUCCGGUUGCUAUACCUGCUGGUUCCAGUCGUCAGCCGAUCGGUUCCGGUAAUAGCCUCUUUCCUCUCAUCGCUAACGCUCAAGCAGGUGGGAGAAGUUUGAUAGGAGGGGGGGACAGUGCCGGUAGCAGCCCUCUGCACUACGGUUCCCCCCGGAGUGUCUGCCUCUCCCCUCUAGUUUCAGGGGGAAUGAUGGACAGCGCAACAUCCCAUCGCCGAGGAUCGACACAGAGUGACACAAGUGCCUUAGUUAGCAGUUUAACGAGAGAUCCGUCGCAGUCUCCGAGUGGUAUCAGCACAACGGCAAACACCCGAGAUCUUUCGCCUAGUCCCAGCUGCAGUUCAUUGCACAUGAGGUCGGAUGGCAGUGUGGCCAGUCCUCCAGACACGCCUCGGAAGGAACGCAGUGAUUCCCAGGACAGUCCGCGAAGAGUAUCCCAAGCUCAGACGCAGACUAGCCCCGAAAGCGCGACAACAGCGAUGAAAGGUCAUUUCAGCAUCGGUUCAUCGGGCGGUAAAGAAGAGCGUCAUUCGCCAAAAUUAACGACGCGAAGAGAGCACACAAAAGUACCAAAAACGCGAGCAAAACGCGCGAUAUCGCCGGCAAAUACUCAACAAGGUCCAAAUCCGAGUCGUCCGGUGAACCUGAGCAAAGAGAGAGUGAAGGAAGCCGUCAGUCCUUCGGUGGCUGAGUGUCUUCGUGCCGUCUUCGCUGCGUUUUUAUGGCACGAAGGAAUCGUCCAUGACGCGAUGGCUUGUGCGAGUUUUCUUAAAUUUCAUCCGACUCUGCCGAAACAAGGAGCUCUCGUCGUGACGAGACAAGCCGUUGUUGCUACGAGUGAAAAACCAAAGGAAGAACUAACGAAAGAACAACGAGCGCGACAGAGGCAUUCGGUGGAAGUUACGAACGCUGGGCAUUAUUUGCAUAUACAACCAAGCACUCUGGAAACACUGACGCGAUCAGCAGCGAAUGCAAACGCCAAUAGAAAUCGUAAAAAGCAAGAUUCGACGAUAAAGGAAGAGUGCCAAGGCGGUGGAAAACUAACUUCGUUGCCGGAGUGUCACACUGUUGCAAUUUUACCACCAGCCCUCAAGAGUCUCGUAUUCCUGUGGGAAGAAUUGAGCAACAAUUGUCAACAGGCGAUUGAACAACAGACCGUAUUACCGAGUCCAAUAUCACAAAUGACUACUAAAAUGUCGAAACGUCAAGUUGUCGACAAGUCACAGAAUCGAGAAGAAAGACCAAAGGAACGUGAAAACAAAAAGGGUAAUAGGAAGAAGAAAGAAUGGUGGAAAUUCGUCGGUAAAGGUGGACCGAAUUCACCCAACAUCGAAAGUCCCGGUGCUGCUCCAUCCACUGGAUUCACCGAACGCGAAACAACUUGUGAAUUGUGCGGUCUUAUGUUUCCUCAUCCGGUUACUUACCACAUGAAAAUGAUGCAUCCCGGUUGUGGCUGGCAUUCCGGUGGCAUGGGAUACAAUAGCUGUGGAAAUUACUUCUCCGGUUGGGCCGGUAACUGCGGUGACGGUGAUUUUAGCGGCACUUCCUGGUAUCUCAUGUGCGAUACUUGUCGUGAUAAUUAUUUGAAAGCUAGAAAAAACAAAGCUGGAAAAAAACUUAUUGGCAAUGUCACCAGGAGAAAAGGCGCAGCUAACAAAGGCCUUCUGUCACCCAUCGGGAGCCCGAGUGGCAGUGAAACACACGUUAUCAUGAAAAACAACGCAAUGUUUUUGCUCGAUUUGUCCAGCGCGUCUGGUUUAAAUAUCCCUAAGCAACAGAGAAGACCCUCACAAACUUUAUCAUCCGUCGCUGAAAAUUACAGCCCUCCUGAAGCUACCGGACCUUUUCCCCCCACCGGACCUUUCCAAUGCCUUCAAGCACUCGGCAUUCAUCACUCACAGAGCAGCGAAGAACGCUAUUACGAAGAAACUCUUAGACGACAAAAUGGUCAGCCGAGUCCUUAUGACGGAAAUAACGCGUUCACUGCAGCCAAUGGAAGACCACUGUCCGAAUGCCAUAUGAGUGACAGCGAUAGUGAUGGAGGCAAAGGGAGGGGAAUUUUCCACAGAUCAGUAUCGAUGUCCACCGGUGCGCCUUGGGCCAAGAAUAGUAACGACGGUCGAGUCGUUAUGAUGCGAAAAAGAAACAACAGUAGCAGUGAAAUGAACAAUGAUGCGGGUUCGUCGCUUCUUUGCUACCCGUCAGCGGCUUUGCAAAAAUUGGUACCUUCGAUGGAUCAAUCAGCAAUCGUUUCCACAAGUCAGAUCGAAGUUCCUACGAAUGACAGAAUCGAGAUACUCAUGAGACCAGUUAUGCUCUUCGUUCUCCAACAGCAUAAUUUGCAACAUCUGCAAUUGGCGAUGAAACAGGCAUUGAGAAGAGCAGCCUGUCGCGUUUACGCAAUGCAAGCACUUAAUUGGUUGCUCCGAAGUGUCACGCAACCGAUUUGCCUGCACGAUCUUUUGUGGUGGUUUGUUGGAUCUCUAACGCCGGUCGUUCAUGAAAAUUUAGAUGAGAAUGAUGACGACAACAGGACUGAACGAAAAGAUGAUCAUGAUACGAUAGGAGUGUGCGAGCAUCCCUUAAGCGAUUUGGUAAUUGCUGGCGAAGCAGCAAAUCCUUUGCCGACAUCAUUUCAUACAUUAUUACAAACAAUUGCUGAUUUGAUGCUUUUGCCGCCGCCUGGAUCACCUUUACAGCAGGCAGCUGUGAGAUGCUGGGGCAUACGUUUCACUUCGGCCGAUCAUAUGUUCCUUCAUCGUAGUCACGUAUUUAGUAACAUAAGCAAAAUUUUAUCGCGUUCUGAGGAAGAAGAGGAUGGCACGAUAAGCAUGCACGAGAGUCAUCAGUCUACUUAUUCACAACAAGUAACUACGUGUGUCGAAGCGCUGAAAGACCUGACUACGAGUAUUGAAAUAAAAGCCUCCAGUAGACAAGCAAUGAUCGGUCAUCUUACCAACAAUUCGACUGAAACGUUUUGGGAAUCCGGUGAUGAAGAUCGAAAUAAAACCAAAACAAUCACUCUCAUCUGUGGUGCUCAUACCAUUCCUCGUAUGGUUUACAUUCACAUUGAUAAUUGUCGAGAUUUAACGCACAAAGUCUCGAGCGUAACUUUCCACUCUGGCGCAAAUAUUGACGAGAUGGUAAAACUGAGACUCGUGGAGAUCGAGAGUAGAUCAGCGGGAUGGAUAAAUUGUCCGAUAACAGAUUCGAGACACGUGGUCAUUAGUCUCGAGCUCAAAGGACCGGACAAUUCAUUACGAGUUCGUCAGAUAAGAGUUUUGGGCGAGAUCGAGGGAGAAUCUUUGAAAAUUGGUAAACAAUUGAACGCUGCUGCGAUUCAACAAAGGAAUUGUGAAGCAGAAACUUUGAAAGUCUUUCGAUUGAUAACAUCACAGGUCUUUGGAAAACUGAUUCAAGGAGAACAGCAACAAACAAUGGAAACCGGAGAAGCGAGUAACGACGAACUCGAGGACAGCCACGACCUUCGUGAGCACAUGGUCGGAAUUCUUUUUAGCCGCAGCAAAUUAACGCAUUUGCAAAAACAAGUCUGCACUCACAUCGUUCAAGCUAUAAGGAAAGAAAGCAUAAGAUUGCGCGAAGAGUGGGAAACGCUGUUGUGUUCACCGACACCAGCUAAUAGUUUAUUGAGUGAUAAUAGUGAUUUACCAAAAGCAGCUGACACUUAUUGUUUUGAAAUGUUGUCAAUGGUGUUGGCUUUGAGUGGCAGUGCGGUUGGAAGAAAUUAUUUGUCCCAUCAGUAUGGAUUGCUCAAGGAUCUUUUGAGUCUUUUACACACUGGAUCAGCGCGUGUUCAACGUCAAGUUACGUCCUUGUUACGCAGAAUAUUGCCGGAAAUCAAACCCGAGACGUUGGCCAAUGUUGUCAGCCUGGAAAGACUCCCACCUUCUGAUUUCAGCAUUGUUUCUGUCGCUAAUAGCGGCUACUCCCAAUCCAAAGACUUUGACGAACACUCGCCCGGUAUUCUCGAUGUUUUUCUCAGCUGCAUCGCCAAAGCUCUUUCCGUACAAGUUAAAUUAAAAGCCAAGGAUAACAAUGGCAAAGCGCUUCAAACUGUCUCACUUGCCACGAGCAUUCAUCCGAAAAGCUUCAUUGGUCCUCGCUGGUGGCUCCGAGGAUGCAUGACUCGCAAACUCGCUGAGGUUAUUAUCCAACUCCUGAAGGACAUGGCUUCGGGAAAAUUAUCCGAUGCUUGGGCUGCGGUCACGAAAGCCGCCAUUGCUGAAAACAUUUUAAAUUUAACGAGGCUCGACGAGAAAAGCAGAGAUCCCACGGAAUGCUUACGUACUCCAGCUCUUUGGCUAGCUCUAUCUUCCCUGUGUGUUUUAGAUUCUGAUCAUGUCGAAAGACUGUCCUCCGGUCAAUGGAACGCGAUGGAUGGUCAACCACCUCCACCCAGGCCUACGUGUAGCAAUCACGAUGACGGCGAAACAACGGCAAUAAUCCAAUGCAACGCGUGUGGGAAUUUGUGUGCGGAUUGUGAUCGAGUUCUUCAUCUUCAUCGUCGUACGCGUAUGCACGUACGUCAAGUUUGUAAAGAAGAGGAAGAGGCGAUAAGAGUUGAUCUCCACGAGGGUUGCGGAAGAACUAAGUUAUUCUGGAUUUUGGCGUUAGCCGAUAGUCGAACGCUGAAAGCUUUGGUUGAAUUUCGUGAUGGUUCGCCGAGAAAACCGAUCGGUGCAUCCUCGGGUGUUUGUCGUUUUUGUGGAACUACAGGAAAUACAGGACUAUUGGCUAUUGGAAAUAUAUGCUCGGAUCACGAUUGUCAAGAACAUGCAAAAAAUGCUUGUAGCAAAACUCAUCUCUGUGGUCACAUUUGCGGUGGUGUAAAAGACGAAAAAAAUUGCUUACCUUGUCUACACAGAUGUUCACCGAGUGCUGAUCUCAAACAAGAUGCAGAUGACAUGUGCAUGAUCUGCUUUACCGAAGCACUCUCCUGUGCUCCUGCCAUUCAACUUCAAUGCGGCCAUGUUUUUCAUCUUCAUUGCUGUCGUAACGUUUUGUUAAAAAUGUGGGCUGGCCCGAGAAUCACUUUUGGAUUUUCUCUUUGCCCAAUCUGCAAAGUGCCCAUGGAACAUCCCACACUUUCAGAACAUUUGAUCAGCAUUCUUGAACUGUACGCUGAUGUUAGGAGGAAGGCACUCAUGCGAUUGGAGUACGAGGGUUUACACAAAGCUGAUGCAGUUACAGCAGUAGGUGGACGUUACUAUCAAGAUCCAGCUGCGUACGCAAUGGAUCGUUACGCCUAUUAUGUCUGUUAUAAAUGCCAAAAAGCUUAUUAUGGUGGAGAGGCUAGAUGCGAUGCUCAAAUCGGUGGUGAAUCGUUCGAUCCCACUGAACUGGUAUGCGGUGGUUGCAGCGACGUGGCAAGGGCUCAGAUGUGUCCAAAGCACGGAGCUGACUUUCUCGAGUACAAGUGUCGUUAUUGUUGCUCAACGGCAGUCUUCUUCUGCUUCGGUACAACUCACUUCUGCAAUCCAUGCCACGACGAUUUUCAACGUGUCACGACUAUACCAAAAAGCGAAUUACCAUCGUGUCCUGCUGGGCCAAAAGGAAAACAGCUCGAGGGCGACGAGUGUCCAUUACACGUCAAACAUCCACCGACCGGUGAAGAAUUUGCUCUAGGUUGUGGAAUUUGUCGGAAUGCGCACACAUUCUAAAACAUUUUUUAACAAGAAACCAAACGAAGCAAAAGAAUUCGAUGGAAGAGCAUUUGUCACUUUUGAAUAAUUUUCUUGAUAAACAAGCAUCUAUUCAUCGGUUGAUUCUUCCCCAGUGAAAACCGCGUUGCUAUCCAUAUCUUCGAUUCAGAGACUUUCAUCGUCGCAAAUCUAAUCCUUAAGUGAGAAGAUAAUUGAGGGCUUAAACGUAGAAUUUCCACGGGAUGGUAAUUCAGGAAAACAUUUAUCCUUUAAACAGAUUUUCAAUUGUGAAGAUACAGAGAGAGAGAGAGAGAGUAAGAAAGAGAGCGAGGGAGAGAGAAAAAUGGAAAAGAAAGUCGAUAUAAAAAAAUGCCACGUGGAAUAAGGGAAAAAUAUUGAUAUGAGAAUAAACUUUCAUAGCGGAUGGAUUUACAACUAAGUCGUUUUUAUUGAAUACAUAUUGAGCAACAACAGUAAUGGAAACCUAAGACGAAGGAAUGCUUGUCUGAAGAAAAGAAAUGAAAAUCAGUAAGAAAUAACCCGUGGUUUAUAAUUUAUACGCGUAAUAAUUAAUAACUAUGAAUAAUGGGUAAUGAGAUUGAUAACGUGAUGAGAAGUCUCAGUGUAUAAAACCUAUUUCACCUCAUUGUGUGGAAGCGAUGAAAGAUAUGUUGUGAUUUUUAAUGGAAUUUUGUUCGGCGGUAAAUCUACCCAUAUAUCAAAAUCAGCUGAUUUAAGGCUCGAGAAUGCAUCGCUUGAGAGAAUCUUGUAAUAGCAUCGAUAAAUCAGCGUGGGAUACGAGAAAGGAGAGAAUAUAUUUAAGGACUGUAGCGAAGUGAUGAGUGAAUGUGUGUUUGAAUAAAUAUCUGUACAAGAUUCGGAAAAAAAACAACAAAUAACAACAACAAAAAAUCGAAAAUUACAAGUGUCGCGAUAAAAAAAUGAUAGUUAAUUUAAACGUUUCGUCGAUAUGUUGACUUACCGGUGUGUGAUUUGGUCAAAGAACAGAAACAAUACUCUAUGAUAAAUAUGUUGCGCGCGUUACCAUUUUUAUGACGAAAAAAGUUACUUUUUUUUUCACACUAUUUUUUUUUCUUUAUUUCGUUUUUCAUGUUUGUUUUCAUGUAAUAUUGUCGAUUGAGUUUCCAGCAAUUUGCCUGAUUAAAUGAGGGUGGUCAUGUUUGUCAUAUUUAUUUAACAAGUUUUCUCAUUGCAUAGUUUUGUGCGUUUGUAUGUCAUUUGUAAUAUUAUUAUUUAUAAGCAGUGAAAAAAAGUCCAAUGAUAUUCGUAUGAGAAUAGUGGUGAUGAAUGAUAAACUUGCUUUGUAAUAACGAAAUGGCGAUAUUUCGAACUUUCGUCAUCGUCAGAAAAUCGAUGAUUUAAGAAAAAUUGUCACUCAUUGUGUUCCAAUUUUUUGUGCGUAUUAAAUAAUAGUCAACCGAUCAGAUGUUUGUCGCGAUGAAUGAGAUUUCAAAUAAAUCUUUACUAAAUCCCAUUCAUCACUAAUGUGAUUGCUAUACAUUUUUUGUCAAAUCCAUUGAUCGAGAAUAACGAUAUGAGGUUUUAUCUAAACUCUACAUGAAAAGAAAAUAAAAUCUAACGAAUUCCAUCAUACAGUUGA
Molecule: messenger RNA, 16239 nt
Organism: Venturia canescens
Lineage: Eukaryota; Metazoa; Arthropoda; Insecta; Hymenoptera; Ichneumonidae
Gene: hiw
Product: highwire
Exons: 42
Coding region: 519-14636 (4705 amino acids)
Biological process (GO): axon guidance; regulation of synaptic assembly at neuromuscular junction
Cellular component (GO): nucleus; plasma membrane
Molecular function (GO): ubiquitin protein ligase activity
Source: RefSeq, a predicted model, not a curated record